AUGACACUGAUGGGCAGCCAUGGGGACACAGCCAGCAAACCACAGCUCCGCCAGCUGACGAAUUGUGUGCGAACGGCGCUCUCAGAGGCUCUUCAGGUUUGCAGAGCAUCAGUUCAUGUCACCGAUAUGUCUGUCAAGGGAGGUGACGACAGCUUGAUCGAGAUGCUGCAGGAGCCUUGGCGUCCGAACUGGCACCAUCAGCACCAUUUCUUUCUUGAAGAGGCAGGCGGCCGCAAGCUGGCGCGGAUGAUGCGUCGAGCAGAGAACUCUUUCAGGCGGAUGAACUUCACUCGGGUAAAGGCAUCUUACGAGGUGCGCAUAUUUCCGGAGAUGCGAGUAAGCUCGAAGGAGAUCGUGCAGCGGAUAGACCGUCUGCAGAUCUUCAGCAGGUUUGCCGACUUGAACCACUUACUGGUUCGAAGUCUUGUUCACAGAACUGCGCAUGCGAAGACUGCGGAGGGUGUAAUGUUGGAUGACAUCGGAUACGGUUUGCGCGAAGUCAAGCCGCGGACGGGUUUGCCAGCAGUGCAGCUGGCGGACUGCAUGGAAGAGGGCCUCCUGCAAGAUGCUCGAGAGGUACAUCAGUACGUCAUUGGUCUGUGCUGCGUGCUGGUUCUUCUCAUUACUUGCGCGGGCUCGGCCAUCUUCUCAUUGAAGCAGCCAUCUGUGGUCCCAAGCCGCACAAACCCUCUUCUCGCGUUGCGAUGA
Symbiodinium pilosum is the source of this 708-nucleotide messenger RNA. The record is from the annotation of a GenBank genome assembly. NCBI's taxonomy places the organism in Eukaryota, Dinophyceae, Suessiales, Symbiodiniaceae.